Fulmarus glacialis (Northern fulmar) is the source of this 1171-nucleotide messenger RNA. Its product is annotated as plastin-1. Gene Ontology annotation, molecular function: actin filament binding; calcium ion binding. The transcript is spliced from 9 exons. The record is from RefSeq and is a predicted model, not a curated record. Gene Ontology annotation, biological process: actin filament network formation; actin filament bundle assembly. Gene Ontology annotation, cellular component: actin filament bundle; cytoplasm; actin filament. The annotation marks the transcript as partial. Lineage: Eukaryota; Metazoa; Chordata; Aves; Procellariiformes; Procellariidae.
AUGGAAAACAACAUAACUACUAUCUCUCGUGAAGAACUUGAAGAACUAAGAGAAGCAUUCAGUAAAAUAGAUAUUGACAACAGCGGAUAUGUCAGUGAUUAUGAGCUUCAAGACCUGUUUAAAGAAGCAAGUCUGCCCUUGCCUGGUUACAAAGUCCGGGAGAUUGUAGAAAAAAUCAUUGCAGUGACAGAUAGCAACAAGGACGGGAGAAUCAACUUUGAGGAAUUUGUCUCUAUAAUUCAGGAAUUGAAAAGUAAAGAUGUUAGCAAAUCUUUCCGAAAAUCAAUAAACAAAAAGCAAGGUAUUACAGCAAUUGGAGGAACAUCAGCAAUAUCUAGUGAGGGGACACAGCACUCUUAUUCAGAGGAAGAAAAAGUUGCUUUUGUUAAUUGGAUAAAUAAAGCUCUACAAGAUGACCCAGACUGUAAGCACCUUCUACCUAUGAACCCAUCAGAUGCCAGUCUUUUUAAAUCCCUUGCAGAUGGCAUCCUUCUUUGCAAAAUGAUCAACUUUUCACAACCAGAUACAAUUGAUGAAAGGGCUAUUAAUAAGAAGAAACUCACUCCUUUCACUAUUUCUGAAAACCUAAACCUGGCUCUGAACUCAGCAUCUGCUAUUGGCUGUACGGUUGUCAAUAUCGGAUCACAAGAUUUGCAAGAAGGAAAACCACACUUGGUAUUAGGACUUUUGUGGCAGAUCAUCAAAGUUGGUCUUUUCGCUGAUAUUGAGAUCUCCAGAAAUGAAGCUCUUAUUGCCUUGCUAAAUGAAGGGGAAGAACUAGAUCAGUUAAUGAAGCUUUCCCCAGAAGAGCUCUUGCUACGCUGGGUGAACUACCAUCUGGCCAAUGCAGGCUGGCAGAAAAUCAGUAACUUCAGCCAAGACGUUAAGGAUUCAAGAGCAUACUACCAUCUGUUAAAUCAAAUUGCACCUAAAGGAGAUGAAUUGCCCAUUAAAAUUGACUUUUCAGGAUUUCAUGAUAAAAAUGACUUGAGGAGGGCUGAAUACAUGCUGCAACAGGCAGAUAAAUUGGGCUGCAGACAGUUUGUAACUCCAGCUGAUGUGGUUGCAGGCAACCCUAAACUCAAUUUGGCUUUUGUUGCAAAUCUCUUUAACACAUAUCCAGCCCUACACAAGCCUGACAAUUCAUCUUACGAUCUCAAUUUACUAGAAG